Molecule: messenger RNA, 1492 nt
Organism: Saccostrea cuccullata (small rock oyster)
Lineage: Eukaryota; Metazoa; Mollusca; Bivalvia; Ostreida; Ostreidae
Product: protein FAM199X-like
Exons: 6
Coding region: 16-999 (327 amino acids)
Source: RefSeq, a predicted model, not a curated record
AAAAGAUUUCUCUCCAUGUACUGUGGUCAACAAAAUAGGUUUGACUCCUUUUCUUUACAUUGUAGUCCUUGGCUGUGUGAGGAAGUCAUGUUGGGUCACAACAUGAGGAGCAGUUUUCUGGAGUCGGAUUUGUCUGAUGUGUCGGAUAUACACAACUUCUCGUACUUAAACAGAGUAAAGAAAUCCUCACCUACGUCCAGUUCAUGCCCGAGUGAGGUGAGCUCAGAAUGCAGCGAGAAUCUAAACAGUACGUUCUUCAGCGAGAACAGCUCAGAUUGUGGGGACGAGAUCCCCCUUGACAUAGUGGCAGAACUUCAGGAGACCUUGUUUGGAGAUAUUUCUUCAUCUCUUGUCAACAUCCUGAAUGGUACUGAAGAAGAUACAUGUCUUAUAGACAGUACUCCAUGGACGACUGCAGUAGACACAGUUACAUCAAUAUCAGAUCUCUCAACUCCAUCAACAUCUUCAGCAUCAAGUCACAAAAGUUCAACUUCACAAAGUAAAAAAAACUGUGUCAACUUUAAAAAUCUCAAAUGGAGCACAUUACCUGAUGAUGAAAAAACAACAGUCAUUGAGGACCUUAGUCGAGUAAUCAGUAAUGAAUUGGGUCUUCGAGAGCAAUUGGAGGUCAUACGAAUUAUAAACCCAACAGCACAUGUAUCACCAACAGACAAAGAGUUUGUUAUAGAUGUAUACUCCAUAGAUGAUGAAAAGCUGCAGAAAAUUCAGGACUACAUAGCUGGACAUGCACAGAGCCCUAGUAUACCAAACGAGGGCAAUUCUAACAUCUCACCAAAGAAACACAGUAAACAAAGCAAUAAGAAACAGGUUACACAAGAAAAGAAAGCAAGACAGAAAUUUUACAAGCAACGACAACGAAAAGAGUACCGCCAGAUGUUGAAAGAGAAACGAAGUGGUCUGUUUGCCAGAGAAGAAGUUCUGUCAGUGUCGGAGAUAGAGCCGGGGGAUGGGGAGGGAGAUAUAGACAUUCUAGGAUAGCAGACCCCAUAUAUCACAGACAGAGCCAGGGUAGGGGAGGAUAUAGACAUUGUAGCAUACCCUAUAUCCUCCAAUCCUAAGACUGCCAUUAUCUUGUGACACAGUGUUCAUUUUGAGGAGAAUCCUUUCUUUCAGUGACUGAUAGCAGUGCUAUUUUUUCUGAGAUGAUAAAAUUUAAGUGUACAUGUACCAAUGUCAGCAUUAUGUAAGACUCUAUUGAGUCAUAAGUUUUAUACUUUGAUUUGAUGAUUUUAACAUUUCUUGGAAUUUUUUUGGUCUAUCAUCCUUCUUGAUCAAGUUGAUUUGAUUGUAAUAUAAAAUGGUUGUUUUAUAUUACUGCUAGGAAAACUGUCUCAAUGUAUUUAUUUAAGGUCAUGAAAGUGCUCUAUGAUGUACUCAAAGUACUUCACUUGAUGAGAGCUAAGUGGGGUAGUGCACUUAAAAGGGGUUCAUAAAGUUAAACAAAACUGAUAUUGAUGAUUUUUGUAUUUAG